CUAUUCCUCCCACUGACACCAAUGACGGGGCACUAUUCCUCCCACUGACACCAAUGACAAGGUUCCCAAUGCACCAACAAUGGGGCACUAUUCCUCCCACUGAUACCAAUGAUGAGGCACUAUUCUUCCCACUGACACCAACAAUGGGGCACUAUUCCUCCCACUGAUACCAAUGAUGGGGCACUAUUCUUCCCACUGACACCAAACAAUGGGGCACUAUUCCUCCACUGAUACCAAUGUUGGGACACUAUUCCUCCAAACUGACACCGAUGAUGGGGCACUAUUCUUCCCACUGACACCAACAAUGGUGCACUAUUCCUCCUCACUGAUACCAAUGAUGGGGCACUAUUCCUCCACUGACACCAAUGAUGGGACACCAUUCCUCCCACUGACACCAAUGAUGGGGCACCAUUCCUCCCACUGACACCAAUGAUGGGGCACUAUUCCUCCCACUGACACCAAUGAUGGGGCACUAUUCCUCCCUCUGACACCAAUGAUGGGGCACUAUUCCUCCCACUGACCACAAU
Staurois parvus is the source of this 527-nucleotide messenger RNA. The record is from the annotation of a GenBank genome assembly. NCBI's taxonomy places the organism in Eukaryota, Metazoa, Chordata, Amphibia, Anura, Ranidae.